This is a messenger RNA of Suillus paluster, 642 nucleotides long. Its product is annotated as galactose-binding domain-like protein. The transcript is spliced from 6 exons. The record is from RefSeq and is a predicted model, not a curated record. Gene Ontology annotation, cellular component: nucleus. NCBI's taxonomy places the organism in Eukaryota, Fungi, Basidiomycota, Agaricomycetes, Boletales, Suillaceae. The coding region runs from base 1 to 642 and encodes 213 amino acids.
AUGUCACACAAUCAUCACGACGGGAACUGCAGCCACGAGAGCCACGACCACGACCACGACCAUGACCACGACACCAGCGAUCUCGGUCCAAAUGACAAUUUGUUCCCCUACAUCGAUCGCGCCAAUGUCAUCGCACUCAACGGUACCGGGGAGGGUUCUGUCGUGAUCAAACCAUGGGAUCAGCGGAACAACGAGGAAGUUUUUUUGGAGUCGGAUGCUGACGAUCAGCUAAUUCUGCGUAUCCCUUUCACCGGCUCCGUUAGACUUCGGUCCUUACUUCUGAAGACGGGCCCGGGUGACCAGACCCCAACGAAAGUCUCUUUGUUUUCCAACCAACCUAGCAUGGAUUUCAACGACGUUUCCGACAAGGUCCCUGUUCAAGAAUUCAACAUCCCUCAGGACAGGAACAUUGCGGAGUACGCUGUCAAGACCGCAAAGUUUAACAAGGUUUCUUCCCUGACUCUAUUUUUCCCCGCCUCGCAAGGAGCGGAAACGACAAGGAUAUACUAUGUUGGUCUCCUUGGUCACUGGACAGAGCGUAAGAGCGAUCCAGUCAUCACCGUCUAUGAAGCUCAGGCCAACCUUGCCGACCACGAAAAGAUUCAGGGAACCGACGGUAAAUUCAGUACAACACAAUCCUAA